Messenger RNA from Aspergillus wentii DTO 134E9, 510 nucleotides. RefSeq lists its product as uncharacterized. The transcript has 2 exons. Lineage: Eukaryota; Fungi; Ascomycota; Eurotiomycetes; Eurotiales; Aspergillaceae. The coding region runs from base 18 to 461 and encodes 147 amino acids. The record is from RefSeq and is a predicted model, not a curated record.
CAAGGUGACACGCCGCGAUGUCAAUGCGCCAAUACGCUUAUCCUGGGUUUGGCGAAGCCACCCGUCUAAGCCACUGGUUUUCCCAAUCCGUUCGCACCGGCGAUUUCAUCCAUUGUGCCGGACAAGGUGGCUACCUUGACGAAAAAGGCACCCAGCCAAAAACCGUUGUAGAGCAGAUCGACCAGACCUUUGUCAACGUUGAAAAUGCUCUUACGGAUGCUGGUGGCAAGGGCUGGUCCCAGGUUUAUCGAGUCAAUUCGUUCCACGUUCAACUCGAUGAAGAAGCCCAAGAAGCGAUGGUUCGUAUUUUUAAGAAGUGGAUGCCUGACAACCAUCCCACGUGGACGUGUGUGCAGAUUGGACGUCUCGGUGGACCAAACAUGUGGGUUGAGAUUGAGGUGUCAGCAUAUGAUCCUGAAGGUGCAAAGGAGGCUGGCACAAGUCCUAUCUGCAGUUCUUAGUUAAAUCAAUAAACAAUGGAGUUCGUAUAUUGCCAGGAUAGUUAAUGCC